This is a messenger RNA of Haliotis rufescens (red abalone), 3042 nucleotides long. Its product is annotated as methylcrotonoyl-CoA carboxylase subunit alpha, mitochondrial-like. Gene Ontology annotation, molecular function: methylcrotonoyl-CoA carboxylase activity; metal ion binding; ATP binding. The record is from RefSeq and is a predicted model, not a curated record. The transcript is spliced from 17 exons. Bases 66 to 2207 code for a protein of 713 amino acids. NCBI's taxonomy places the organism in Eukaryota, Metazoa, Mollusca, Gastropoda, Lepetellida, Haliotidae. Gene Ontology annotation, cellular component: mitochondrion.
GGGAGAUAACUCACAUUGUGAUUGCUAUAAGGGGCACUGGAAGGUCGCUAAUAUAAACGAAAAAAAUGGCCUCACUGCGAGCUUCCAAAACAGCAAGUUUCUUGCGAAGUUGGCGCAGAUCAGACAUCAGCACAUCACUAUGUCGCAGCUGGAACCGACCUGCAUCACAAGCUGCAGCUGCCGCCCCGAUGGAGAAGCUGCUGAUUGCCAACCGAGGGGAGAUCGCCUGCCGCGUGAUGAGGACAGCCCACAAACUGGGCAUCAAGACGGUGGCCGUGUACAGCGAGGCCGAUGCCGAUUCUAUGCAUGUUGCCAUGGCAGAUGAAGCCUACCUGAUUGGACCCCCUGCAGCGGGGGAGAGCUACCUGUGUAUGGACAAGGUGAUGAAUGUUGCCAAGGAGUCUGGUGCACAGGCCAUCCAUCCUGGCUAUGGUUUCUUGUCCGAGAACACCGAGUUUGCCGAGCUGUGUGCCAGAGAGGGCGUGACCUUUGUAGGCCCACCUGCCUCCGCCAUCAGAGACAUGGGAAUCAAGAGUACUUCGAAGACUAUCAUGUCAGCUGCUGGUGUGCCAAUUAUCCAGGGUUACCAUGGCGAGGACCAAUCACUUGACAGGUUAAAGAAAGAGGCCAAGCAGAUUGGCUACCCAGUCAUGAUCAAGGCAGUUAGAGGUGGAGGAGGCAAGGGGAUGCGGAUCUGUAUGUCGGAGGAGGAGUUUGAGACCCAGCUGGAGUCAGCCAUGACGGAGGGUCGGAAGUCUUUUGGUGAUGACGUGAUGCUGAUUGAGAAGUUUGUGGAAACACCAAGGCACGUGGAGGUGCAGGUGUUUGGGGACUCCCACGGCAACUACGUGUACCUGUUUGAGCGGGACUGCAGCGUACAACGGCGCCACCAGAAGAUCAUUGAGGAAGCACCUGCACCUGGAAUCAGUGAAGAAGUGAGACAGGCUCUCGGUGAGGCCGCAGUGAAAGCAGCAGCCGCCGUCGACUACGUUGGAGCAGGGACAGUGGAGUUUAUCAUGGACAAGGACUUCAAGUUCUACUUCAUGGAGAUGAACACACGUCUGCAGGUGGAGCACCCCAUCACGGAGAUGAUCACCAGCACCGACCUCGUGGAGUGGCAGCUCAGGGUCGCCGGCGGAGAGAAGCUGCCUGUAGCACAAGAGCAACUCAAGUUUACUGGUCACGCCUUUGAGGCGAGGAUCUACGCUGAAGACCCCAACAACAGCUUCAUGCCUGGAGCCGGACCCCUUCUACACAUUACCACCCCUGUGGAAGGGGAUGGAGUCCGUAUCGAGACUGGAGUCCGACAGGGAGAUGAAGUGUCGGUGCAUUACGACCCUAUGAUUGCCAAGCUUGUUGUGUGGGCCGCAGACAGACAGUCAGCUCUCAGACGCACCAGGACAGCAUUGCAAGACUACCACAUUGUGGGUGUCAACACUAACAUCAAGUUCUUGUUGGAUCUGGCGGCACACCCCGAGUUCCAGGCAGCCAACGUUCACACCGACUUCAUUCCCCAACACAAGGACCAGCUCUUCCCACAGUCCAUCCUCUCGGCACAAACACUGUGUCAUGCUGCUGUUGCUAUGGUUACACUACAGCAGAGUCGGACGGUUAGAAGAAGCCAAAUUACACAAGAUCCCUUCUCUCCUUUCUCGUGGUGCAGCGGAGCCCGUGUUAACCAGGCUGCGUCUAGGCAACUGUUGCUAUGUGACGGAGACGAAGAGGUGGCAGUGGAAGUGGAGUCAGAUGGAGGUAUGUUCGUUGUGCGGAUGGACGGCGUGGAGCGUGAGGUGGUGGCGGAGAUGAAGGAGGAUGGGGACAGACUCUCCCUCACCUGCACCAUCGACGGAGUCAAGACAUCAUCCACAGUCAUCAUGCAGGGAAACUCUCUCCACAUCUUCACCCUGGAUGGUAGUCACGAGCUGCACAUCCCUGUGCCAAAAUAUCUGCAGUCUACCGAAGGAGGAGCAUCAGAUGACGACGCAGUGGCGCCGAUGCCGGGCGUGGUGGAGCGGGUGAUGGUGGCCGAGGGGACACAAGUUGAGAAGGGGGACCCCCUCGUCGUCAUGAUUGCCAUGAAAAUGGAGUAUGUUAUACGGGCUCCACGGUCCGGGGUGGUCCAGCGGGUAGCGUUCCAGCCAGGUCAGACCGUCAACAGAGGGACAGUGCUGGUUCACUUCAAGGAAGACGAAGCAGCACACGACUGAGACCAACAGCAUUAGGACAUAUUGUGUAUAUAGUGAACAGCGUAGUAGUGUAUACGCUGAACAGUGAACAACAUUGCUAUGGAUGAAUAGAUAUCAAACUUGUUGAUAUCCAUGAACUUAGGGCCAGUGAGAUUUGUGUCUGUGUGUUGUGUGUGUGUGUUUCACCAAUACCAACAUGAGGUAUCCAGGACUAGUAUUCAGAGAGAAAUACAAGACAUCUUUUAUGUGAAUUGUUUGAUAGGGAUUACUUAGACGUUGACGUUACGGUAUGGAUCCUGUAUAAGGAUAACUGUAUAAGGUGUCAGCCUUGCUUGACAACUGUAUAAGGUGUCAGCCUUGCUUGACAACUGUAUAAGGUGUCAGCCUUGCUUGACAAAUGUAUAAGGUGUCAGCCUUGCUUGACAACUGUAUAAGGUGUCAGCCUUGCUUGACAACUGUAUAAGGUGUCAGCCUUGCUUGACAACUGUAUAAGGAUCUAUACCAAAAUGUCACCUUUACAGUAAAUGAAGUUGUUAUCCAUAGAUUGUGUCUACUUUAUCUCUUAUGUGGAUCGUAAAAGUCAGGAUGUUCAUUACUUCCUUCCUUGUUUUGAAAUAGGGUCAAAGAAGACAUUUGUAUCAAGGUUGCAAUAAUAUGGUUAGUGUCAAACAAAAAGAUACUGUGUUAACAUCUUGACACAAACUUAAGGAUUGUAAUUUUCCGAUGUUAUUAAUAUUUAUUUGGCAAGCCUUCUGACAGCCUGUUGGCAUGGUGAUGGUGAAUGUAACUUAACUUGUACAUACAACUUUGUGUGUGAGCUGUGUAUCUGCACUUGGAAAUAAAUCAUGUUUCCAUA